AUGUUCACGAAUGUCCCGUGGCAUACCCAAAGCGGUGUGCCUCUGUUCGAAAACCGGGGACUGGCUUUUGAGAAGGGAUUCGAACGUAGUACACCGUACGUCUAUGAAGUCUUGGUUGAUGCGAAGCAGCUCCUGAAUCUCGAUUGGAACGCGACAGCUGAGGCUGCUAGAGAUGGCCCUGAUCCCGGAGGUCCAUUUGCGAUGUCGGCGGACUCUCAUGUUGGUCAUCUGCGACUUGAUUAUCAACAAAGAUGCGACAGUACCACGGAGAAUGGUAACCUUGAGCCUUGGAUUUUCAUUCAAGUCUCUCGUCAGAAUUGGGUGGGUGAUGUUCAAUUUGAUCCAGAUAGGCAAGAAGUCUACAAGUAUAACACACAGAGACAGGACUACCCGCUUGGUCCAGAUCGUGCCCCGAAUUUUAGGAUGUUCUUUGUCUCAAGAUUCUCAGAACCAUUCUUACAAAAUGGUGUCACCUCCGGCAAAAACAUCUUUGAGGAUGAAAGCACAAGGCGGGGAAACUUCACCAGUGCCUACGUGAAAUUUCAUCGAAAUACUACCAGGGUGGAGGUUCGGACCGGCGUCUCCUACGUCAGCAUCGAACAGGCAAGGAAAAAUCUAAAUCUUGAGAUCCCUGACAGCGAUUCAUUUGAAAACACCGUCCAGAAAGUGAAGCAGGCCUGGCUUGAGAAAUUGGGCCGUGUGACUAUUGAUGGUGUCAAUGAGACCGACUCGGAUCACGAUCCCCGCCAAAUUUGGUACACUGGCCUUUUUCAUGCACUUCAAUAUCCUAACGACUUCUCCGAGCCCAUGUCAACGGAGAAGGACGCCGACGGGUACUCUACUCAGGAUAUACCGAUAGUGUACACACUUUCAAUGAUUCUUACUAUCAGUCCUGGUCAAUUUGGGAUACCUACCGAGCAGAGCAUUCUCUACUGA
Molecule: messenger RNA, 936 nt
Organism: Penicillium maclennaniae
Lineage: Eukaryota; Fungi; Ascomycota; Eurotiomycetes; Eurotiales; Aspergillaceae
Exons: 2
Coding region: 1-936 (311 amino acids)
Biological process (GO): protein deglycosylation; protein quality control for misfolded or incompletely synthesized proteins; glycoprotein catabolic process
Cellular component (GO): cytosol; nucleus
Molecular function (GO): carbohydrate binding; peptide-N4-(N-acetyl-beta-glucosaminyl)asparagine amidase activity
Source: RefSeq, a predicted model, not a curated record